Messenger RNA from Sarcophilus harrisii (Tasmanian devil), 728 nucleotides. RefSeq names its product retinal outer segment membrane protein 1 (gene ROM1). Lineage: Eukaryota; Metazoa; Chordata; Mammalia; Dasyuromorphia; Dasyuridae. The transcript is spliced from 2 exons. The annotation marks the transcript as partial. The record is from RefSeq and is a predicted model, not a curated record.
ACCCCUUCCCCUUGGCCCUGCCUGCAGAGGCAGCUCUCCAAGGCGCAGGCCCGACCCCUGGCUGACCCUCGACAGCUCGGCCUCAACCUCUGGGAACGGGGCUGCCACGGGGUGCUGCUGGGGCACCUGCGGGCGCUGGCCGGCACCCUGGGCACCCUGCUGGGCGUGACCUUCUGCCUGCAGAUGCUGCUGCUCCUGGGACUCCGGUACCUGCAGACGGCUUUGGAGGGCCUGGGGGGGGCCAUCGACGGGGAAGGAGAGGCACAGGGCUACCUGUUCCCCGGGGGGCUCAAAGAGAUGCUAAAGAGCAUUUCCCAGCAGGGUCUGUGCGCCCAGAGGCCCGGGCCCGAGGAGGCCCCGGCCGAGGCGGCCCCGGACGAGGAGGCCCCGGCCCAGGAGGCUGCUGCAGAAGCCUGAUCCCACCCCCAGCCCCAAGGAGGGCAGCACCGCAGAAGGCUGCGAAGAAGGGGCAUCAGCAGUGCCCCAGGAGGGAAGGAAGGGAACUAGAUUAGGGGCCACAGCCAGAAGACGUUAGCUAGGAUAGAUCCAGGAUCCUGCCAGCCCCACAUGGGCGGCCACAAGGAGGUGCCCGUUGCCCAGCAGAUGGCAAAAUUCUCCACAUGCACAAAAUCAAUAAAGCCAGCCUCCGGCCACACUCCUUCCUUUGUGUGGGGAAGGGGAGGGGGCCGCUUCUCGGCUUGGGUCUAUUCCUGGCUCAGGAGGGGUUC